Molecule: messenger RNA, 9457 nt
Organism: Oncorhynchus keta (chum salmon)
Lineage: Eukaryota; Metazoa; Chordata; Actinopteri; Salmoniformes; Salmonidae
Gene: map1aa
Product: microtubule-associated protein 1Aa
Exons: 14
Biological process (GO): regulation of microtubule depolymerization; axonogenesis; dendrite development
Cellular component (GO): microtubule; synapse; cytosol
Molecular function (GO): microtubule binding; actin binding
Source: RefSeq, a predicted model, not a curated record
AAAACACAUAAAACAGGGACUGCGGUCGUGGGACAUCGAUCUGACUCUGUGCGACCUGAACAGAGAGCUACAGCUCUUCGCGACGCGACACUCUGCCCAGUUCUCCUCAGAGGUCAAAGGACAGAGGACCCUGCAGUACAAGAGUGAUGUCCUUGAGACAGUUGUGUUGGUGAACCCGUCAGAGGAAACUACUGCUUCAGAGAUCCGUUCUCUGGUCACUGACUCUGCUGGACACAAGCUACUAGUCCUAAGUGGCCAGAGCUCUGAGCAGGGAGGUGACAUCACACUGCAGGGUGGAGCCUUCACCUGGAGACACUUCUCUGACAUCAUCUCUGAUCCUGGAGUGACUGAGGUCCUGUCCAACUCGGCAUCGGACCAGCGGCCCAGGCUAACAGUAUCGUGCCUGGGAGACGGGGGCUGGAGCUCACUGGGCCACAGCCAGGAGCAGCAGCACCUCCAGAACCUUCUGGAAUACCGCCUAAACCCUGAGCCCACGCUUCCCGACAUGGAGGGAGUCGCGGAGUUCACAGAGUACGUCUCGGAGACGGUGGACGUCCCGUCGCCCUUUGACAACCUGGAACCGCCCACCUCGGGUGGUUUCCUGAAGCUAUCCAAGCCCUGCUGCUACAUCUUCCCUGGAGGGAGGGGUGACUCUGCCCUGUUCGCCGUGAACGGAUUCAACAUCCUGGUGGAUGGAGGGUCCGAACGCAGGUCCUGUUUCUGGAAGCUGGUCAGGCACUUGGACAGGAUAGACUCAGUCCUGCUGACCCACAUUGGGGCGGACAACCUCCCAGGCAUCAACGGGCUGCUCCAGAGGAAGAUCGCUGAGCAGGAGGAGGAACAGUCCCAGGGAUCUGGCGGCUCCAACACAUACGGUGACUGGAUGAAGAACCUGAUCUCGCCUGAGCUCGGUGUGGUGUUCUUCAACGUCCCCGAGAAGCUACGAAUGCCUGAGUCCACGCUAAAGGUCAAACGGAGCAUCGAGGAGGCAUCCCUCACACUGCAGUAUCUCAACAAGCUUGGCAUCAAGUCAGAACCUCUUUACAGGGUCGUUAGCAACACCAUUGAGCCCAUCACGCUUUUCCACAAGCUGGGCGUUGGCAAGCUAGACAUGUACAUUCUGAACCCUGUGAAGGAAAGCAAGGAGAUGCAGUUCCUUAUGCAGAAGUGGGCUGGGAACAGUAAGGCCAAGACUGGGAUUGUGAUGUCCAAUGGCAAAGAAGGAGAAAUAUCUGUCCCUUACUUGACCUCAGUAACGGCUCUUAUCGUAUGGAUCCCGCAUAGUCCAACAGAGAAGAUAGUCAGGGUGCUGUUCCCUGGAAAUGCACCGCAGAACAAAAUCUUGGAGGGGCUUGAAAAGCUGAAGCACCUGGACUUCCUGCGCUACCCAGUAGCCACUCAGAAAGACAUAUCCUCUGGGGCCCCGCCUCCAAUCAUAAAACAAACAAAGAUGAGAUCAAGAACAGAAAGCAAGGAGAGCCUGAAAUCUUCCACCAAAACACAGUUGGCCUCAAAAGCCAGCAAGAAGGAAGCUAAAGGGCAGGAAGAGGAGUCCAAGAAUGACUCGGCUAAAGAGAACAAAAUUGAAAAGAAAGAGGAGAAGAAGGAGAAGAAGGUGAAGAGUGAGAGCGCCAAAGCUACCAAAGCCACCAAACAACAACAAAACAGUGAGGCAGCACCCGAAGCAGCCAAACUGGAGAGAAAGAAGCUGUCCAAGGAGAAAACACUGAGGAAACACUCCAAGGAACGACCAUCUAAGAUGGAGGAGAAAAAGGACAAAGAGAAGAAAGAGAUCAGUAAAGUAAAGAAAGAGGACAACAAACGUAAGAAAGAUGAUACUGCUAAAAAAGAGGAGAAAAAAGAAACAAAAGCAGAGGAGAAAAAGAAGGAUCUGAGUAAGCCAGAGCUGAGGAACAUCACCAAACCAGACCUGAAACCCUUUACCCCUGAAGUCAGGAAAACCCUCCAUAAGGCAAACAAGACACAGGCCAAACCCAAGACGGACAAGACUGACAAAAACAUAACAGCCAAACCGGUCAAAGAGAAAACAGCUGAGAAAAAGUCUGUCCCAAAGAAAGCCCCCCCAAAAUCCGCUGCUGCUUUGGCAGACGGGUCCGUUGUAUCCUCUCCAGAAGACCUCACCAAGGACUUCGAAGCUUUAAAACGAGAUGAGCUCUCGAAGCUAGGGAGUGAACCCAUUCAGAAUGAUGUCAUGUCUGGAUGUCCAGCUUUCACAGACUCCAAACUCCCUGAUGAGGGAAUAACAACUAAAUCCCCAGCCAAUCUUGGAGAGAAGUUUGAGGAUGAGGGUGCUGACAUGGAUGAUGGUGAUGAUGAUGGGGAGGAGUAUAAUAAAGAGAGUGAUGUACUAAAGAAAGGUGCAGAUGUCGGGAAAUGGCAGGACAUUAAAAGAAAUGCUGGCAUGGAUAGGAAAUAUGAGGAUGAAAUGGAGAAAUACGGCGACGACUACUCUACUAAGGGGGACAUGAAUUCGAAGAAGAGUGUCAGCUCAGAAGAGGAGGGGACGUUAUCGAAAAAGCAGAUCUGGAGGAAUUGAGGAUUAUGAGGAUAAAUACAACUCAGAAAAAGAUCAAAAGAAUGGGACACCAAGUCAACCGACUUUAAAUCGUUUUCAACCGCAGUCGCCUCUGGACAAACCACUACCGCUGCCUCUGAGCAAGUGUCCUUCAUCCAAGAUGAGACUAUUCCCGCUUAUUCCGAAACGGAGCAGACCAUCUCCGAUGAGGAGAUCCAUGAAGAACCCGAGGACAGGAUCCCACACCUCCGCUACGACGUUGCUUCCUGCGACAUCACCGUUCCCGACGUUCCAGGAUCCUUUGACUCUGUGUAUGGUGUUAGGGAGAUGAGAGCCUCGACUACGUCUGACGCAUCAGACUUCAAAGCCAAAGGCUUUGUGGGAAGACAUGACCCAGUGUUGGCAGCCUAUCCAAGCAUCAUCACAGCUCCGCUCGCCGAGGAAGAGCACAUCUCCUCAGCCACGUCCAUCACAGAGUACGACAAACUGUCCUCGUUCGCCACUUCCAUGGCGGACGACCAGUCCAUCGCAUCUGUGACCGCCCCGCAGACAGAGACAGAGACAGGGAGGAGCUCUCUUCACCUGGACACGGUCAAUAGCAUCCCCUACCGCACCGAGGCCACCCACGGGAAGGACUACCUCCACUCGGCUGGAACCAUCUCUCCCACCUCAUCCCUGGAGGAGGACAAGAACUUCAGUUCUCCUCCUUCAAAGGAGUACCAGCCUUUUGUUACCGAGAUGGAGGCUGGGAGGAAGACCAAACCCGUCCAUGAGGAGUAUGACGAAGAGGAGGAUGAAGACGAGGACCAGACUCCCAACGUUGAUAUCCCCUUGGGGAAACUCCAAGAGGGCUACGAGCAGGCGACGGCAGCCAUGUUGCUCCAGGACAAGGAUAAAUCCCCCUCCACUGCCUUUGCACCUCCCUCUCCUCCCUCUUUCUCCAGCGGGUUUAAGCCUAGUUCCAUGUUUGAAGGUGAAGAGAGAUGUCUUAGCCCAGGCGACAGCACCGUGAAGCUGGCCUCACCCACCCAGUCGGUCCCCAUCAGCAGUGGCUACUCCCCCACAGAGGAGAAGAAAAACAACAAAAUGGACAACACUGAAACUGAGCUCCAUAAAAUGGGGCUUUCUGGUGACAAGAUCCCCUUUGAAGAAUCAGAUGAGGAUGAUGAUGAUGACUAUUAUGAGAAAAGGGAUCUCAAACCCUGUGUUAAAGCGAAGUAUUUGGAACAGAAGGAGGGUAGGUUCUUGGACGAUGAAUCACCUCAAGAAGAGAAGCUGUCUGAGAGGGACAAAGGACUAGCAGAGGAUGGCAUCAAGUCCAAGUAUCUGCAGAAUAAACCGGGGUUGACAGACGAGACACAGUUCUCUGGUUACAUGGAGCAAACAACCAAACCCCAGAUCAUGCACUCGGACGAACAAGACGAGGUGGAGGAAGAUGAUGAAGAUGAUGUUGUUCAACCAAGUGGAACAGGGUCUAGAGCUUUAUCAAUAGAGCAAAGUAAAUUGGACUCUGAAGAUGACAAAAAGGAUGCAGCAUUAUCCAGAAAAAGAACCAUUGAUAUCUAUGACAACAAAACCAGUUAUCAGAAGGACCAGUCAGAAAAAAUGGGGAAGGACAGUAUGAAUGAGACGGACACACAGAAAAAGGACUCCGCUUUCCCCUCAGACAAGGAGGGUUUCACUAGCUCUCAUGGAAAAGAUGUAUCUUCCUCCUCCUCUUCCUCUUCCCCCUUUCCAUGGCUCCAUGGCUCUGAAUCUAUAGAGAAGAUAAGUAGUGCUGCAGCCAAACCCUCUUCAAUGAGCUACCAUGACAAAGAGGUGGACCUGGAGAUAGACAUGAGGAAGCUAACAGCCAGGGAUGAGGAAGACUACGAUGAUUAUGAUGAUGAAGAUGAUGAAGAAGAGGAUGAGGACGAUGAAGAGGAGGAUGCUAUUGACUCAGACAUGGAGAAAGGUGCCAAAGAGAAAUCGGAAAAGGAAGUCAAAAGUCCAUUCAUCGAUGGUGUGAGCUCAAAACAGCCCCAGUUUAUGGUUUCCAUGGCUGGCUACGGUUACAACAGCCAGACAAAGCCGACUUCACCAAACAGCAUGAGCACAGAAGAGCCAGAGUUUAUGGUUUCCAUGGCUGGCUAUGGUUACAACAGUCAGGCAAAACCGACUUCACCAGACUGUGUGAGCUCAAAAGAGACAGAUUUCACAUACUCCAAACUCCCUGAUGAGGGGAUAACAACUAAAUCCCCAGCCAAACUUGGAGAGACGUUUGAGGACGAGGGUGCCGACAUGGAUGAUGAUGAUGACGAUGAUGAUGAUGACGAUGAUGAGGAGGAGUACAACAAAGAGAGGGAUGUACUAAAGAAAUGUGCAGAUGCCAAACUUGGAGAGACGUUUGAGGACGAGGGUGCCGACAUGGAUGAUGAUGAUGACGAUGAUGAUGAUGACGAUGAUGAGGAGGAGUACAACAAAGAGAGGGAUGUACUAAAGAAAUGUGCAGAUGGUUACAAUAGUCAGGCAAAGCCGACUUCACCAGACCACUUGAGCUCUAAAGAGCCAGAGUUUAUGGUUUCCAUGGCCGGCUAUGGUUACAACAGCCAGGCAAAGCUGACUUCACCAGACGGCAUGAGCUCAAAAGAGACAGAUUUCACAGACUCCAAACUCCCUGAUGAGGGGAUAACAACUAAAUCCCCAGCCAAACUUGGAGAGAAGUCUGAGGACGAGGGUGCCGACAUGGAUGAUGAUGACGAUGAUGACGAUGAUGAGGAGUACAACAAAGAGCGGGACACACACAGCCAGGCAAAGCCGAUUUCACCAGACGGCAUGAGCUCGAAUGAGCCAGAGUUUAUGGUUUCCAUGGCGGGCUACGGUUACAACAGCCAGGCGAAGCCGACUACGCCACCUUCUUCCACCACCUGCAAAGAUGACAUGGGCGCCACAGCGUUCUCUGGGUACUCCUCUGGGUUUGAUUAUUCUUACGGUGGGGAGAAAGAGACAUUUCAGUCCAGCCAGAUGAAGGACAAAGAGGGAAAAGAUGACUAUUUCCACAGUGAGAGAGCUGACGGUGCUACUCCUCCUCUACGUCCGGUCCGUCACUCUCCACCAGCCGGCAGUUUGGCGAGGAGCUGGAGACCCAGCCAACGCCUCCGACCACAUCUUCAAACACGAUACAGACAGUGCCGGCUUCAGUACUCCUCCUUUAAAGAUGAACACGCCUCCUUUAAAGAUGAACACGGCUCCUUUAAAGAUGAACACGCCUCCUUUAAAGAUGAACACGGCUCCUUUAAAGAUGAACACGGCUCCUUUAAAGAUGAACACGGCUCCUUUAAAGAUGAACACGCCUCCUUUAAAGAUGAACACGGCUCCUUUAAAGAUGAACACGCCUCCUUUAAAGAUGAACACGCCUCCUUUAAAGAUGAACAUGCCUCCUUUAAAGAUGAACACGGCUCCUUUAAAGAUGAACACGGCUCCUUUAAAGAUGAACACGCCUCCUUUAAAGAUGAACACGCCUCCUUUAAAGACAAACACGCUUCCUUUAAAGAUGAACACUCCUCCUUUAAAGACGAACACUCCCUGGCCAUGGACUCCUCCCCCUUUUCCAGUUCCUGCGGGAUGGUUAAGAACGAGUACCUGGAGGUUUCGGAGAAGCAGAUGACGAUGGCCACCACCAACACCGCAGAAUCCACCUCCAGCUGCAGGGGUUAUGGGCCUUUCACCCAGUCACCCAAGGAGAAAGAUGCCAUCACCAUGGGUUUGUUUGGUGUCACCUCGUCCCCACGGCCCGACUCAAAAGGCAAGCAUUACUUUGAAAACUCUGACAGUACUGAGGAAGAGGAUGACGAGGAAGGUUACAUGCGUGAGAUGGGCCUGUCCUUCUCCGAAAAACACGGCAGCAGCACCACCACCUCAGGUAAGAUAGAUGGCGCUGGUCUCCCUGAUGUGCUCACCUCGUACAUACCCUCCUCUCUGCAGCCCACCAAGCCAGACACAGUCAAUGGUCCCAUGGAGGUCAGCAGCAUGAGCUCCCCCAUCAGUGCAGGGCCGGCAGCCAGCUGCGUGAGCCCAGGUCUGGGUACAGCUGAGGAGAAAAAGGUGAGGGGCUCCUAUGAGUGGAACAUGCAGAAGCCCCAGAUGGACAUGGUUCCUGGCGACUCCCCGCCUCAUUACCGCCACGAGGACGAGUUUGAGGAGGAAUGUGAAAUGGAACCAGAGUGCCCUGCCCGCCCGCUCUCCCUCUCCUCCACUGAUCACACCUUCGGCUCCCCCUUCUACACGGAGGCGUCGUGCCGAGGAGAAGCAGGAGGAAGAGAUGAUGAUGAUGACAGCGACCUGGACCUCCCUCCUGAAAUGGGCGCCUCCUCCUCUAAAGCCUCCCCUGGCUACUCCUCCUCGGAACACAGACCCCGCAAGGGAGACCUCUCGCCCUCCUUCAUCAAUCCCAGUAUGCAACAGCAGUCCAGCGAUGAGGAGGACGAGGAGCGGGGACGCAGGAGCGACCAAUCACAGGAAGGGGACGAACAUGACCUGUCAGUCAAGAAGAGAGCCAACAAACAGCCCCACCACCCCCACUUCCAGGGCGGCUCGGUCCCCCACGCCGGGACGGCUGGGCUAGGGUUAGUCAGAGAAGACACCCCCCCAACCUCCGUCAGCGACUCUAUACCGUCGCAGUCAGAUUCAGACGUUCCCCCAGGGACAAAGGAGUGCCCCUUCAUCACGGGCAACAGCAACAUGGACUCGGACGAGGACACUGAGUACCUGCCUGUGGAUAAGUUCUCCACCAUGGGAGGGGGCCACCAUCACUCCUCUUCCUCCUCCUCCUCCAGGAUUAGCCCUCACCCCGACGUCUGCAUGGUGGACCCCGACGCUCUGGCCAAUGACCAGAACCGGGCAACCUCAGAGUCGCCCCUCAAGAAGGACCCCAAGACGAAAGGCGUGCGGAAGACAGGGAAACCCAAGUCGGCAUCUCCGGCUCGCCGCAAGCGGUCCCCCAUGCCAGUGAAGCAGUUGCCAUCCCCUCGCAGCGCCUCGCUGAAGAAGAAGGAGACAGAGAAGAGCUUGAGGAUGUCCCAUCUGUCAGACGGACAGGGUUCCAGAGACGAUGACCUCUCCAGGUCCAGCUACAACGCCGGCAGGGUGGCCAACGGAGUUAAGAGCACCUCUGGCUCUCAGAGGUCCAGCUCCGUGGUUCCCCAAGGCCCUCCUAUCUAUGUAGACUUGGCCUACAUCCCCAACCACUGCAGUUCUAAGAACGUGGACCAGGAGUUCUUCAAACGCGUCCGCUCUGCAUACUACGUGGUGAGCGGGAACGAUGUGGGAAAUGACGAGCCCAGCCGAGUGGUCCUGGAUGCUCUACUGGAGGGCAAAGCCCAGUGGGGAUCCAACCUACAGGUGACGUUGAUUCCCACCCAUGACACAGAUGUGACUCGGGAGUGGUACCAGCAAACCCAUGAACGGCAGCAGGAGCUAAACAUCAUGGUCCUGGCCUCCAGCAGCACCGUGGUCAUGCAGGAUGAGUCUUUCCCCGCCUGCAAGAUUGAAUUUUAAGCCCCACCCCCCUCUCUUCCCCUCUGUAAUGGGACAACACACAGCUCCCCUGGUUCAGUCUGUCUGUUUAAAUAUUUUGGAUCUGCCUUUUCUAGGGAUUUAUUUCUUACAGUAUAUCAUAACAGUACAUCUCAAAUUACACCCUAUUGGUCUUAUAGCUACCAUCUCUGGUCUAAAGUAGUGCACUGGACUGUAUGUGGAGUAGGGUGUCAUUUUAGACACAGAGAUAUUCAACAACCACACGUUUGAUUAUGGUUAGUGUCAUUGUUUGUAUUAUAAAGGUGCUCUUCAGACUAUAACGCUCCUCUACUAUAAUUAUAAGGUUUAUUCAAGGAAACAAGUAUGGUUGUGCAUACGGUAGAAAUCCAGGCAAAAUGUCCAGGCAAUGGUUACUGUUUCCUUCAAGGUAAGACAGAUUUUCUUCUAAUAGGCAUAACUCAUGCACAAGUAUGCCCUAUUAUAAUGUUAGAGUCAUCAUCAACAACAGACUUAAUCUUUGUUUAAAGAAGUUACAACACCAAAACGCAUUUUGUACUUUAGUGUUUAUAUGUUUUGUAGAACUGAAUACACCAUGCUAAUGCCAAUGGUACUUUUCUCAUCCACGUGCCACUCAUUGAACUUUGUGCCUAAUAUUGACACAUUGACAUAGAUGAUAUUCUAAGUAGAUUGUCUCUAAGAGUCUUUUAGAUGUCGAAUAAUUAUGUUUGUAGUAGAAUAGGGUGGAAAAAACAAAUCGAGUCAUACUCAAAGGUGUUGUGUUUGCCAUUCAGUUUUCAUGUCAUUUCUGCCAUUCAGUUUUCAUGUCAUUUCUGCCAUUCAGUUUGUCAUUUCUGCCAUUCAGUUUUCAUGUCAUUUCUGCCAUUCAGUUUUCAUGUCAUUUCUGCCAUUCAGUUUUCAUGUCAUUUCUGCCAUUCAGUUUUCAUGUCAUUUCUGCCAUUCAGUUUUCAUGUCAUUUCUGCAAGGUGAAAUUCACUUUUAAUGGAUUUCUCAAGCGCCAUACUGCGUACAGUAAAUCAUAACUAUCAGUGUUGUCUGGUUGUAAAGUGAAGUCUUUUGAGAAUGUUCCCAGCCAGAACACAUCCAGAUGUGUCGAACAGGGCUGGUGUAUAUUGUACAAUAUACAACAUGCACAGUAGAUUACCCUUGCAUUUAUUUUCCAAGCUUGCAUCCACAAACAUAUCGUGGACCCAGCCAACAUUUGCUAUUGUAUGAAAGGAAAGGAGAAUACUCUCAUUGCAAAAUUUUCAUGACUGUAUGUCAGGUUGCAAUGUUGCUAUAUUCAAUGUACUACUUCCUCGUCAUAGCAUUUAUACACAUGUAUAACAUACUGUAAGCAUUCCACAUUGGCUUGGAAUAGUGUGGCUUAUUAAAUGACAAAUAGCUUAA